This is a messenger RNA of Dentiscutata heterogama, 1116 nucleotides long. The record is from the annotation of a GenBank genome assembly. NCBI's taxonomy places the organism in Eukaryota, Fungi, Glomeromycota, Glomeromycetes, Diversisporales, Gigasporaceae.
AUGCUUAUCGGAAUAACCUACACUAUUUAUUCUGAUAAAGACCGUGUUAUCGAAUUGCUUAAAAAUGACCACAACUUUGAAGAUGGAGAAACUGAAUUUACCAAAUGGAAAGCUGAGCUUAAAGAUGAAGAGAAACGUGAUAAGAAAAAUCCAGAACUCUUGUUAGGAAUGGUCAAAAUGAAUUAUGAGAGGAAAUACAUGAUCGAGAUUAAGACAGAAGAAGAAUUACAUGAAUACAGAAAAAGCAUUCUUUUCUUAUUAUUGGCCGUGGAUAGUGCUUUAAGUCCUCGAUAUGAAAACUGGGUGAGAGACAACCGGAACAACCAGAAGGAAAAUGUAAAAAUCGAUGUUUCCGAAUUUAUGAAAAAAAUUGAUAACGAUAAUAAGGAAAAAUAUAAAAUAAUGUCCGUGGCUGAUUUCACUGUGUCAACUGAUCAUAAAUCAAAUGAUGAGCUUAAACAAGAGAUAUCAAAGAUAUUGAAAAACCCAUUACGAUCAUUGAAAGAAGAUUAUUUUAUGUAUUUAGCAGAGGUGACAGCAUCAAGAACCAAUUGUAUGAGCCGUAAGGUUGGAUGCAUAUUAGUUAAAGACGAUUACAGAGUAAUCGCAACUGGGUAUAAUGGAGCACCCAAAUACAUAGAUAAUUGCAUUGAUGGUCGUUGUGAACGUUGUAAAGGUAUCAAAGAGGAAGGAAGGGAUAAUUGUAUAUGUUUACACGCGGAAGAAAAUGUAUUAUUGAUAGCCGGAAGAGAAGCAGAGGGUUGUACUCUUUAUUGUACUACAGAAGCUAAUAAAAAUAUUGAAAAAGAAGAAGAAGCCAAACGCGAAAGCAAUACUAAAAAUGACAACCCUAAAGGCAAAGGUGGAGAAGCCAGCAAUACUAAAAAUGACAACUCUGAAGACAAAAUUGAAGAAGCCAACCGCGAAAACAAUACUAAAAAUGAAAUUGAAAACAACCCUGAAGACAAAAUUGAAGAUAAAGCUAGAAAAGAAGCCGAAGACAAAGCUAAAGUAGGAACUGUAAAUGGAAAAAUAAGUCUCAUUCCAUAUACACCCAAAACAAAAAGAUUUGAAUUAUAUCCUUUUAGAAACAUGCCACAUGCUACUCAUGAAUAA